AGACAGGCUCACAGACAGACAGCAGGGUUUAUGUUACAAAGCAGCAGUUCAGUCUCACCUCCAGCAGAGUUGGUCCAGUUCACAGUUUGACUCAGUUGGGGCAGACGGGACUACAGAUAAUUAGUUAGACUGGAUUAGUUCAGGACCUGGUCUAAGGUGGACCAGGUUUAGUCGGACCCGUCUGGACCCGACUAGACGUCUCACUGAACCAAAGUGUUUAUCUCUGGAACAGACUGAUGAUGAUGAUGAUGAUGAUGAUGAUGAUGAGGGAAGAAGAGUGUUUCUUUUCUGGAAACUGAACUGGAUCUCUACUCUCGCUCUGGUUUUUAACUGGACUAUCCGCUGAACCAGAGCCAUUCUGAACCGAGCCGGACCAACGCUGAACGUCUGAAGAAACAGGUUCACUCCAGUCCGGUGCAGUCAUGCAGUCCCUGACUGCAGAGAUCCAGAGUUUCUCUCGGACGCGGCUGAGGAAGCAGUGCACCCGCGUGACGUCACUGAGCGGCCGACGCAUCAUCGAGACCUGGAAGGGUUCUACGAUCACUGUGGUGGAAGACCCUGUCGCCCCGGAGAAGAUCCUGGGGUACGUCCCCGACACUUCCUGGGACCUGCAGGUCGGCAUCGUCAAGCCCUACCUGCUGCUGGGUUCUCAAGAUGCUGCACAUGACUUUGGCACGCUGAAAAAACACAAGGUGUCUCACAUCUUGAACGUGGCCUUCGGGGUGGAGAAUGCGUUCCCCGACCUGUUCAUCUAUAAGACCGUCAGCAUUCUGGAUCAUCCCGACGCUGACGUGCUGCUUCACAUCCAGGACUGCUGUGACUUCAUCCAGCAGGCUCGCAGUGAGAAAGGCGUGGUGUUGGUCCACUGUAACGCCGGCGUGUCCCGGGCACCGGCCGUGGUCAUUGGCUACCUGAUGUCAUGCGAAGGGCAGACGUUCGACGCCGCCCUCUCAUUGGUCAAAUCGGCUCGGGGCGCCUCGUCCCCCAACCCCGGCUUCCUGGAACAACUGCGGAGCUACAAAACGCCGACGAUCAACGGAUCCAAACACUGAGGCAGCAAUAGAAAUGCUCGGGGCGGUCAGACAGUUCAAGAACCAAAAAGAGUUUGAUUUUAAUGACAAAUGUUUCAGGUCAUUCCAAGAACUGAAAUAAGUAAUAUUUAGGAAUUUUUCCAGCUCUUGUUAAAUGGUCCAGAAUAAUCAGACCAGCUGAUUCCACAGGUUGAUAUAAAAUACUGCACACCACUUUAAAAUAGUCUUUAGGUUUGAGACAAAAAGACAUUAUUUUCUUGCUUGCAUGCUAUUAUUGACGAUGUCUUCUUUGUGUUUUGGUGCUGUCGUUCUUUGAGUCAUCUCUGUGUUUUGUUAAAUUAGAUUUAGUGUCUGUGGGCGGGGAUGCCUCCUCUGCAUUUGAACCCAUUCCCUCACUGUUUAGGAGCGGUGGGCAGCCACGAACUCCAGAAUCUUUCAUUUCUAAACAUAAAAAUGAAUAAAAACGUCAAUGACAGAAGCAGAAAUGUUUGCAGCUCACUGUUAUUACUCGGAGCAUGAAACCAUGUUGAAAAGAUACGGCUUGUUAACUAUUUAUGUAUUUACGAGUGUCAAUAAAU
This is a messenger RNA of Perca fluviatilis (European perch), 1609 nucleotides long. Its product is annotated as dual specificity protein phosphatase 19-like. Gene Ontology annotation, biological process: regulation of MAP kinase activity; protein dephosphorylation. Gene Ontology annotation, cellular component: cytoplasm. Gene Ontology annotation, molecular function: JUN kinase phosphatase activity. The transcript is spliced from 5 exons. NCBI's taxonomy places the organism in Eukaryota, Metazoa, Chordata, Actinopteri, Perciformes, Percidae. The coding region runs from base 423 to 1052 and encodes 209 amino acids. The record is from RefSeq and is a predicted model, not a curated record.